Eriocheir sinensis (Chinese mitten crab) is the source of this 1907-nucleotide messenger RNA. RefSeq names its product baculoviral IAP repeat-containing protein 7-like. Lineage: Eukaryota; Metazoa; Arthropoda; Malacostraca; Decapoda; Varunidae. The transcript is spliced from 5 exons. Gene Ontology annotation, molecular function: ubiquitin protein ligase activity; cysteine-type endopeptidase inhibitor activity involved in apoptotic process. Bases 53 to 1813 code for a protein of 586 amino acids. Gene Ontology annotation, cellular component: nucleus; cytoplasm. Gene Ontology annotation, biological process: negative regulation of apoptotic process; regulation of cell cycle; positive regulation of protein ubiquitination. The record is from RefSeq and is a predicted model, not a curated record.
UAAGCCUCAGGGUUAGUUGUAUCAAGUAAGCUGCUUCAGGGAGAAUAACAGUAUGACAGGCGAGGCUGACCUGGGAAAGGUCCGCCGCACCAAGAAGUUCACUUCCUACGAUAGUCUGAGAUUUGAGAAAGAGAGGCUGGAGACAUUUAUUGAUUGGCCCGUGAAGUGGUUAAAACCAGAUGACCUGGCUUGUGAUGGAUUUUAUUACCUGCGGACGGCAGAUCACUGCGCCUGUGUGUUUUGCCGGGGCAUCGUGGGGGGGUGGGAGUAUGGAGAUAUCCCUCGGGAGGAGCACAGGCGUCACUUCCCACAUUGUCCGUUCAUCAAUGGCGAGCCAGUGGGCAACAUUCCCACUGCCCAGAGCAUGCUCAUGUCACAAAUCACUCCAAGCCCUGAGACUGCCCCUCUGCCUCCUCUCAGUAUGGGCGUGUGUGACAUAGGAAGGCCCAUGCCAGGAUCUUACCCUGAAAUCAAACCCCCAAAAAAGGCAGAUCUUGACUUUCGGAACAUAGAUCUUCCGCAACACACAAGCCCCAAGAGAAAAGAAUUUCGUUCCCAGGAGAGUCGUGAUAAGAGUUUCAUAGGGUGGCCAGACCGGGUGAAGCAGGUCCCGAAGGAGUUAGCUGAGGCUGGUUUCUUUUAUUGUGGGCUGAGUGACCAUGUUAGGUGCUAUCACUGUGGUAAUGGAUUACGAAACUGGGAGAAAGAGGCUGAUCCAUGGGAGGAGCAUGCACGGUGGUACCCAGAGUGUGUCUAUGUGCAUGUCAAGAAGGGUCAGGAAUUUAUUGAUAAGGUGAGGCGAGAGAAGCCACCAUACCUGCGAUCCCAAACUGCCCCCAAGACCAGUUCAUCAUCCUUAGCCCGGCCAAGGAUCACAGAGAGUGAGAUUGACCCCCUCAUGGAGCUAGAUAUCAUAAAGGCCACACUGGAGAUGGGCUUUCCAGCAGACAAAGUUCGGCCAGCUCUACGGAGGAAGCUAGAGCAGACAGGGCUGCCCUUCUUCAACCUGGAAGCUUGCAUUGAGGCCGUCCUGCAGUACAUGGAAGAGGAGACUCGCCUGACCCUCCGGGAGUCAUCGGCCAGGAGUUUAGAGUUAGAAGCAGCAUCUCAGCAAGGGGCCAAGAUGCAAACCCUGCAGGCAGCAAGUGAAAGGCAGGCUUCAGCAUCUUCCUCAAGCUCCAUUCCUACCACCACCACCACUGCCACUGCCACUGUUGGUGCAGUGUCUUCCUCUUCAUCUACCUCCUCAUCCUCCUCAGCCAGCUCCUCCUCCCAGCAUGACCCAGCAGCAUCCAACACAGAGGAGCCCAUGGAGACUGAGUCCUCCCCCAUUACCCCUACACAUGAUGUCCUCAGUCAAGCAGACUACAUCAUGGGAGUGGCAGAUCAGGCCCUUAAUGCUGACCCCACUUCUUCCUCCUCCCCUACUCCUAACCCUUCAGCUGAACCCUCUCUAGUCACCUCUGCAACCUCCACUCCCACCAAUCCAGUUGCUGCUGUUGGCCUUGCUUCACCUCAAGCCACCCCUGCUGCCUUACCCACAUUCAAUAACUCCCCUGAUGCUGUGAUGGAGAAGGUGGCCAAGAAGACAGUCCCCUCUACUGAGCCUUCAAUCGCUGCCCAAGACCCUGCUGUAGAAUUAGAGAAGAUCAAAGACUCCCACAUGUGCAAGGUGUGCAUGGAUGCUGAGAUAGACAUGGUGUUUCUGCCUUGCACCCACAUGGUAACCUGCUCAUCUUGUGCCCUUGCCCUUGCCCAGUGUCCCAUCUGUCGCACGGAUAUCAAAUAUGCCAUCAAACCUAUCCUUUCCUGAGUGCCCUCUAAGAUCUUCUUGCUUUCUUAUUUAUCUUCAGCUUUUCCUCCCAUUUAUGAUGUAUAUGUUAAAACAAUAAAUUACAUCAAUCUUU